GAACUCUGAAUCAACAUUUUGCACUUGCACCUCGUCGACCGAGUACACUCGAACGUUGUCUCCAGUGAGACCAACAUCGACCAUUUCAACGACUUUAUCAUGUCAGACGACGAGGCACCGCCACCGACAAUCCACAAUGCUUAUCUGGAGGAUACCAUAAAGAUACUGCGUGACCCAAUUCGUGGCCAGGAUUCCAUCAAUACGUUCAAGGAAAUUCUCCAGCUUGCUGUCAAGCACGAUGUCGAUAUGAUCUUACUCGGUGGUGAUCUAUUUCACGAAAACCGCCCAUCGCGCGACUGCUUAUACCAGGUCAUGGCCCUUCUUCGGGAGUUCACACUUGGCGACAAGCCAGUUCAAAUUGAGCUCCUUAGCGAUCCCAAUGACGGACGAGCAGAGGGAUACAGCUUCCCAGCAGUCAAUUACGAAGACCCGAAUCUCAACGUUGCCAUUCCCGUCUUUAGCAUUCACGGAAAUCAUGACGACCCACAGGGCGCUGGACCUGAAGGUGCUCUGUGUGCACUCGACGUCCUCUCUGUAUCAGGGCUCAUAAACUACAUGGGCAAAUUCGACCUCCCACUAUCGAGCGCGUCGAAUCCGAACCCUGCAGAGGGCGAUUCGGGUAUAUCUAUCCGCCCCGUUCUUCUUCGCAAGGGUCAAACCCGUCUUGGCCUCUACGGAGUUGGCAAUGUCAAAGAUGCCCGCAUGCACUUCGAGCUCCGCAGCAAUCGAGUGCGGAUGUACAUGCCCAGGGACAAGGAAGAUUGGUUCAACGUGCUUGUGGUGCACCAAAAUCGUGUCCCCCACCCUCCAACUCCAGCUGUUCCAGAAGGCUUAUUUGACGACAGUAUCGACCUCGUUGUUUGGGGUCACGAGCACGACUGUCGCAUUGUCCCUGAACCCGUCGCUGGUCGUCCCUACCACGUCACGCAGCCGGGGUCGAGUGUGGCUACGAGUUUGGGCGAGGGCGAGGGGUUGGAGAAGCAUGUCGCCCUGCUCCAAAUUCAUCACAAAGAAUUCGAGCUUAAGCCUCUUCCUCUGCGUACCGUGCGUCCGUUCAUGUUGGGCGACGUUCUUCUCGCGGAGGUGGCAGAAGAGGAGGGGUUCGAUGUGAGCGAUCAAAUUGCUGUCGGGAAGUUUUUGAGAGCAAGGGUGAACGCUCUCAUUGACCAAGCGAACCAGUUAUGGGACGAGCGCAAUGCACACGCUGUAGAAGAAGGCGAAGAGGAGCUGCCACGUAUGCUGCCGCUUGUUCGACUCAAGGUGGACACCACCAACGUUCCAGCGAUGUCCAAUCCCAUCCGAUUCGGACAAGAAUUCACUGGGCGGAUUGCAAACCCACGCGACGUGCUCUCCUUCCACCGAUCUAAAGCACGCUCCGCCGGCUCCCGUACCGCGACCUCGGCGGACCAGCCUGAGCUGUCUAUUGAUGAUCCAGACCUCACGACGAGCGAAAAACUGGCGAAAGUGCGCGUGCAAACGUUGGUACAGGAAUAUUUAGCAGUGCAGGAGCUGCAGGUCCUUGGUGAGGCAGGGAUGAGUGAGGCGAUUAGGAUGUUUGUGGAGAAGGAUGAUGGGUGGGCUAUACAGACCGCGUUGCGCGCGCUCAUGAAAGGCGUGCAGGAGAAUGGGGAGGUGGAUGAGGAGGAUCUAGAUGACGUUCUCGUAAAAUUAAAGGAGCGACACAACCAGGAAUACGUAGAAAAAGCAAAGACAGGGAAGACAGGCAAGGGAAAGGGCAAAGAAAAAGCCUCCGCCCCAGCCGACUCCGAUGCCGACUCAAUGCUCAUGGACGUCGAUGGCGGGGACGAGGACGGGUCAGAUUUUGAAGAGCCCGCACCUCCGCCGAAAAAGAAGAAAGCUGCACCCGCGAAGAAGGCUGCGCCGGCGAAGAAAGGGAGGGGAAAUAAAGCUGUGGUUAGUGAAUCUGAGGAAGUCAUAGAAUUGGACGAAGAUGACGAUGAGGAGGAAGAUGAGGCACCGCCGAAAGUUACGAAGAAGACAAAUCGUGCUGCGGUAUUGAGGCCGUCGUCAGCACAGGGCACAUUUUUUGCGCCGUCAGGGCGAUCCUCUACACGUGCUGCGGCAACACGAGCAAAGGGCAAGAUGGCCAAUGUAGUCGAGGUGGACAGCGAUUGAUUGCGUGCGCAACUCCACAUGUUUACUGUUCUCAAGCUGAACACACCAGGAGAAUGGUUCAAUGUGUGAUCAGGCUCUAAGUUUAUGGAAUAGAAGCUAAUGGACGAUGAUGUGCGGUCAUAAGUUCAAGCUGCUCGUUAAUGAACAAUUUUGCCUAAUUGAAAGCAGUGGUUUGCAUAACUCUGCGGAGCGCUCCCACAGCGGUAUCCGGUUGCCGACGCUCACGCCCGGCGCUCAGCG
Suillus paluster is the source of this 2376-nucleotide messenger RNA. RefSeq names its product Mre11 DNA-binding presumed domain-containing protein. Gene Ontology annotation, molecular function: manganese ion binding; DNA endonuclease activity; 3'-5'-DNA exonuclease activity. Gene Ontology annotation, biological process: mitotic intra-S DNA damage checkpoint signaling; telomere maintenance; meiotic DNA double-strand break formation. The coding region runs from base 100 to 2136 and encodes 678 amino acids. Lineage: Eukaryota; Fungi; Basidiomycota; Agaricomycetes; Boletales; Suillaceae. The record is from RefSeq and is a predicted model, not a curated record. The transcript has 19 exons. Gene Ontology annotation, cellular component: nucleus; Mre11 complex.